Sorghum bicolor (sorghum) is the source of this 834-nucleotide messenger RNA. RefSeq lists its product as uncharacterized. The transcript has 2 exons. NCBI's taxonomy places the organism in Eukaryota, Viridiplantae, Streptophyta, Magnoliopsida, Poales, Poaceae. Bases 1 to 834 code for a protein of 277 amino acids. The record is from RefSeq and is a predicted model, not a curated record.
AUGGGUUCUGUUGAUAAAACUUUGUUUCUCCUCAAGCAAGGCACUGACACUCUUUUGGUUCAGAUAUACGUGGAUGAUAUCAUUUUCGGUGGCUCUUCUCAUGCACUUGUUGGCAAGUUUGCAGAAACUAUGAGCAAGGAAUUUGAGAUGAGCAUGAUGGGCGAGUUGACGUUCUUUCUUGGUUUGCAAAUCAAGCAAACUAGAGAAGGGACAUUUGUGCACCAAGGCAAGUACACCAAGGACGUACUCAAGAAAUUCGAUAUGGGCGAGGCCAAGCCUCUCUCGACGCCCAUGUCAACCACGACGGCCCUGGAUGCAGAUGAAGAAGGAGAAGCUGUGGACCAGAAGGAGUACCGAAGCAUGAUCGGGUCACUGCUGUACCUGACGGCGACAAGACCUGACAUCCAGUUCGCGGUCUGCUUGUGUGCGCGCUUUCAGUCUUCGCCGCGCACAUCUCAUCGUCAAGCCGUCAAGCGGAUCUUGAGGUACCUUCGUUUCACACCUGAGUUUGGUCUUUGGUUUUCAGCUUCCUCCUCUCUUUCUCUUUGCGGCUAUUCUGAUGCGGAUUAUGCCGGCUGCCGUGUUGAGCGCAAGUCCACGUCGGGGACUUGCCAGUUUCUUGGGACUUCUCUUGUGUCUUGGUCCUCUCGCAAGCAAUCCUCUGUUGCUCAAUCCACCACAGAAGCCGAGUAUGUUGCUGUUGCUGCUUGCUGCUCCCAGUUGCUUUGGAUGAUAGCUACUUUGAGAGACUUUGGGUGUGGAGUCUGGAUGCGGUGGCAGCGGUCGGGUGAAGGUCAAGUAGGGCGUGCCGUGCUGACGGACCGGUUGCGGUGA